GUUGUAAAUAGGCUUUUAGGGGGAAAUCAGGAAUUAAGCAAAACUGAGCUAUAGAAAUUCUACUGGCUGUUUUGAGUAGUCAAACUAACAGGUUUUAUUUUGAUGGAGCCACAUCUUGAAAAACAUGCAUGUAGAGAAGUUUAGCAACUCAAUUAAAAACCUAUUUUGUUGAGCAUGCACCCCUUGCAAUAAAUUUGAGUCAGCACCUACAACCGCUCUGCAGUCCUCCGAUGUAGUGCUGAUCAGGUGGUUGCAGAGCCCCUGCUAACAGCAAUAUGAUGCAGCUGGAGAGGAAAGCACAAUCCACAGAGAGGAACUGUAGCUACUCUCCAGAACAAGGCGACCUUUAAGCAUAAAUCUUUCAGAGAAAUGAUGCACUGAUGCUGCAGAAGGGACUGUGGCAACAAUGGAAUACCAGAUACCGAAAAAACGUCUUUGUCUACUGGUCUUUCUGAUUUUUAUUCCCACUGUUCUGUGCAUUUGUCCUUCUAAGUGUACGUGCUCAGGAAACAACAGAAACGUGGACUGUUCCGGCAGAAACUUGACUACACUGCCACAGGAACUUCAAGACAACAUUACAUACUUAAAUUUGUCUUUUAAUCACUUUGUUGAUCUUGAUCAUCAGCUGACCCGGUUCACCAAUUUGAGGACCCUCGAUAUUUCAAAUAAUUGGCUCAAGAACAUUCCUGCUUAUCUGCCCAAGUCUCUAUGGGAAAUAUAUGCCACGGGUAACAAUAUUAAAGUUCUUCAGAAACUUGAUACAGCUUACCAGUGGAAUCUUAAAGUGCUUGACGUUUCCAGGAAUAUGGUAGAAAGAGCGGUACUUAUCAACAAUACAUUGAGCAGCCUCAAGUUUCUCAAUCUCAGUAGCAACAAACUUUGGACAGUUCCAACCAAUAUGCCCUACAACAUAGAGACGGUGGAUCUAUCAAACAACUUCUUAACACAAAUACUUCCAGGAACACUGGUGAGGCUGCUACACCUUACAAAUAUUUAUCUGCACAACAACAAAUUCACGUAUAUUCCUGACAAAGCUUUUGACCGGCUCUUUCAACUACAAGUCAUAACACUUUUUAACAACCCAUGGUCAUGCAACGAUAAGCAAAAUAUCCCUUACUUGCUUAAGUGGGUGAAGGAAACAGCAGCCAUUGUGAUAGGGUCUCCAUGCCUCAAUCAAACUAUGUCUUGGACUAAUGCCACACCACUUUUGUCUGCUCCCACAGUUACAGACACUAACCUCACAGGUAAAGGAACAAAGGCAGCAGAAACAAAUGGCUCUCCAAUGGCAACUGACUCAAUCCAAGUGACAAAAAUACGUGAACAAUUUCGAGCAAAUGAAGUUACAUUAAGUGCUACCUUAAGCCAAACUGUAUUAUUUACAAGCACAGAUAGACCAUUACUCCUCUAUCCAGAAGUUUCGACUACUCAAAAAAUUAGUUCGCAUGAAGCAGCAGCCACACACACUAUCUACAUUAAAAAUUCAACUGAUAUGAACUCAAGCAUGAUGAGUUCAACAGGAUCAUCCACUACUCCCAUGACCCUAAGUAUUACCAGCAGAAUGCUAACAAACUACUCUAAAAUGCCUCCACAAAGCACAACUGUUACCUUAAGGAAAGAGGAGUCCACCACAAAUAUUUUUAACACUCACGCGCCCUCCAAAGCAAGCAUUUCCGAGAUGUAUUCAUUCUAUGUUGUAAUGCUUAACGUAGUGGUAAUUCUGAUUGGCUAAGGGCUUGCAUUUUCUUCUGAAAAUUAACACAUUUACUCCAGUGAGAACUAGCUGGAGGAAAACCAUCCAAGUCUAAGAGUGAAUCAAAUACAAGAAAUUCAGUUUUGAAAUUGACUCUGCUCUAAAGAAAGUAACCAUUCUAACAGAAAAAAGUGCACAAUUAAUGUCUUGAUACUAAGCUGCUACUUAUUUUAAUGUCGUACUGAGUAAAACUAACCUAUCAAAUGCUUUGUUUUUAUGAAAUGUGCUUAUUUUGUAAUUACAUUUUUAAUUUUCCUUGCACAAAAAUAAAACAUCGGAAUUUUAUGUACUGGUUUUAUGUAUGUUUUGUCAUUAAACAUCCAGAAAAAAUAAAAGGCCUGUAACAGA
This is a messenger RNA of Gopherus flavomarginatus (Mexican gopher tortoise), 2098 nucleotides long. RefSeq names its product oligodendrocyte myelin glycoprotein (gene OMG). Lineage: Eukaryota; Metazoa; Chordata; Testudines; Testudinidae. The transcript is spliced from 2 exons. Gene Ontology annotation, biological process: neuron projection regeneration. Gene Ontology annotation, molecular function: protein binding. Bases 407 to 1729 code for a protein of 440 amino acids. The record is from RefSeq and is a predicted model, not a curated record.